Salmo salar (Atlantic salmon) is the source of this 5801-nucleotide messenger RNA. NCBI's taxonomy places the organism in Eukaryota, Metazoa, Chordata, Actinopteri, Salmoniformes, Salmonidae. The record is from RefSeq and is a predicted model, not a curated record.
UGCACCAUUUUGUAAGUCGCUCUGGAUAAGAGCGUCUGCUAAAUGACUUAAAUGUAAAAUGUAAAUGUAAAUUGAGUAGUGUGUGAUAUGUAUAUGUUGUGAUGGAUUGUUAAUCUCAUGCCCUAUUACGAAGCAUUAAAACAUUAUUUUAAAGCUAGGGAAAAGAGACUAUUUAUCAAAAUGGUCAGACCAGAGCCAUAUACCGUAUCGAUCUAUAACGUAAUACUGCUUCGAUGUUACAGACAUUUUAGAUAACAGUCAGUUUCUUUCUUACCAGAACCUGGAUGCCUUGGAUAAGAAGUUUGUACUUGACAUAAUUUCUGUAUGCAUUGAGCAUAAAAAGUUAUUGGAUGUUGUCAUCAAUGUCUUGUAUGCUCAGAAUGGGAAAUGCUUACUGAAGGCUGGUUAUAACCAGUUUGCCAGUAAAUUCAUCACAGAAUGUUCAAUAACUAAAUUCUAGAUAAUGCUUUCAAAAUGGUAUAACAAACGCAUGAUCUGACCAUUUGUCUCUUCUAUAUUUGUCAAUCCACAGUAAUCUGUUACUUCAGCAUGUUCCUCCUUGAUGACAUGGGACUGCAGUGCUUCAGCAAGAUUGUGAACUCUCUUAACUUCAAAAGUUAGAAACACAUUUUCUGUGGUCUAAUGGCACCAACAAUGCAAUUAUUUCACAGUUUGAGGUCAUUUUAUGGCUCAUAAAAUAAAUCAACUUUCUCGGACAAUCCAGUCACUUACCUUCAUAUAGAGGGGGUCAUCUGUGUGGUAUUUUUUGUGUCAUGAAGUUUGAGUGUCAAACUGUAGACUGUUAAGGUAAUGAAACUGUACUUGGACUGUGAAUGACAGAGUAAAUUAUGGUUAAGUAGUUCCUAAGUUUCUUUUUCAACAUCACAAACCUCAGUACCUGGAUCCAGGGGGAGUGGAGUGAGAUCUAUGAUAAUGCCUAUGUGAAGAGGAAGUGGAUUGCCCCACUGCUAAAGUACAUAAUUCAGGUUAUACCUAAAGACAUUGAUGCACUCAUGCUGUCUUAUUUCAUUUUUUUAUUUUUCAUGUCUUCCCUGUCUUGCCAUCUCUUUUUCUAAUAGAUAAACAUUUCCCCACUAGGUGGAGCCCUGAGAUUGAGAUUCUGAUGGCUCAGCUUGCAGCCAGAAUCUCUGAGGGAGUCAACUCAAGAAAGCCACCAAGAAAAACACUGAGCCCCAGGAAUUUUCACUUUCCAAACUCAUAGCUCACCCUCUUCCUGCACCGGAGGCAACCCCCCUGCAGGAGAAACAGCAGCCAGUCAGUAUCAUGUUUCAGUUUUACUAUAGGCUACCGCUUCACAAUGGUGCUUUUUUUAUUUGGAAACAUUGAGCUGGGGUCCAAAGUCAGAAUGUUAUUGACAAAAUAUCAUAAUAGAUAUGGUAUUCUAUUUGUAUAACCUUCAUAGUAACAGCUGCUUAUUUAGUCCUGGGUACCAACCAGCACCUACAUACCUCCAAAAGAAAAGCAGGUCUUAGAGGAGGUCAAACAGAGGAAUCGUCAGAAGGCAGAGGUAUAUUGUGUCUGGUAUCUCAUUUUGACACAUGCCGUUUUUCUCCUGCACUCAUACAUGCAUCAAACCCCUAUUUCCUUUUCCACUUACAGCAAGUCAUGUAUGAGGCAAACACUCAAAAGUUCAAGUGUCCAAUCCCACAAAAGUCUGAGCACACCAAGUUAGUUACAUUUUCCCUGCAAGAGACUUUCAAAUAAUUUUUCUUGCUUCAAGGUUCUUUUUUGUAUAUCAGCAUCCUGUCUCCAUCCAUGCUGAAUCAUACUGUACUGUCUGAUUUCCAGUGUCAUAUCCUAGAUUGUGCGAAGCCACGCUCAAGUUUGAUUCACUCCACACCUCUGGAACUCCAGCCACCCAUAAGGAUGGAGCAGCUGGUGGAGGGGGUGGACAAGCCCGCUUCAUUCCUGCAGUGGCAAAAGGAGAUGCGGGAACUGAACCUCCAGGAGGAGCUUGCCCAGGUGGAGCGCCGGCGUCUGGAGGGACGCAUCAGUUAUGAAAAGGCUGCUCUCGCCCGCACCGGCAUCAUGGAGCGCAACCAGAAGACUGCACUGCUAAAGAAGGAAGAGACUGCCAAGCUGAUGCAGAGAUACGUAAACAAGCAGUUGCAGGAGGAGAAAGAGAUGAGAGACCUGGAGCAAGAGAUGGUAGAUGGACACAAAAACUCAAAAGCAGCUAAAGUGAAGCUGCAGGAGUUCACACAGCGUAUAGUAAAGGAAGUGUCGGAGCAGUGACUCCCCAGGAACCUCCCCAGCUCCUGGUUCAGGAGCUGGUUCAUGACGUGAAUUGGUGGCCACUGUCAGAGACAAUGUCCUCCGGAAGGCCAUAUUGCCGGAAGACCUCUAAUGGUUUCACCACCAUUCUGGUGGUUGUGGGCAAAUUCUCAAAAUCAUGCCGGUUUAUUCCUCUCUCUUGUCUCCCUGUCAAUCAAAUGUAUUUAUGAAGCCCUUUGUACAUCAGCCGCUGUCACAAAGGGCUAUAUAGAAACCCAGCCUAAAACGCCAAACAGUAAGCAAUGCAGAUGUAGAAGCACGCUCUCCAGGUCACUGAGGCACUGUUCCAGCAGAUCUUCCGGCAUUAUGGCCUUCCGGAGGACAUCCUCUCCGACAGUGAGGCGACCAUGUUCCAUCCUGGUGAUCGGUGACAAAAUCAAUGGACAGAGUCUCCCUGCUGGAGUAUGCUGGGGCGAUUUAGUUUGGGCACAUACUGAACAUAAACUGACAUAGUGAGCCACAUCCUGCGCCAAGGUGGGCCACCAGUAUUUAUUGGAGAUGGAGUGAAUGGUGCGGGUAAUACCUGGGUGUCCAGUGGUGAGAGAUGUGGGCGCCCAAGUCAACAGCCUAUCGCUUACCUCCGUGGGGACGUAGAUGCGCUCAGGAGGGCAGGUAGCGGGCGUGGGUUCCCUCUCCAGAUCCUGGCAGAUGUCUACAUCUACAUCCCAAAACAAGGGGCCAACUAUACGGGAGGAUGGAAUAUGAGGCUGGAGGGCGCUUACCGCACUCUCAAUCGACAUGGACCCACAGGGUGAAAGGAAGCAGGUCUUCCGGCAUCCUGGUGCCCUGGCGGGGAUCUUCAUCCUUGACAAGGAGAUGGUGGGGUUAUACUGUUGGAGCCAUGGCAGGUCGAGGAUGACUUUGUGCGCGGGUGCAGUGAUGAUGGAAGGCUCUCCUGGUGCAUUGGUCCCACGGUAAGGGUGAUUGGUGCUGUGAGUGAUAUUUCCAUGUCCCAGUGGUCGACCAUCAAGCGCUUGAACCCGGAAAUGGAGAGGAGAGCGGGUUUGAGAGUAUGUUCAGGGAGGAGGCAAGGGCCUGGUCAAUAAAAUUCCCUGUGGCACCAGAGUCCACUAGAGCAGUAGAUACCACAGAUGAGGGACAGCCUGCUAGUGAAGAUACUAGAAAGGGUUUGGCGGAAAGUGAUGAUGGUGGAAUACUCACGCCAAACCCAGGAGACGGAUAAUCACGGAACCGUCCCGCUGCUCUUGUGGACACUGGGUUAGGACGUAUUGGACACCACUGAAGCUGGCGCACCUCCUGUCCGCAAUAGGGACAGAGCCUCAGCUGUUUCCGACUGUGGCGCUCAGCCGUGGGAAGGUGCAUGGCCCCUACCUCCAUAGGUUCAGGCUCUGACUCAGAAUGGUCAAGGAAGGAGGGAGAGAGGUGAUGGUGAUGCCGACGCUCCCGAAGAAGGUUAUCCAGAUGGAUGGCCAUCAUGAUAAGUGCGUCCAAGGAGUGGGUGUCAUCUCGGCACGCCAACUCCAUCUGGACCUCUUCGCACAAUCCUCUUCUGAAUAGGGUGCGGAGUGCCGGCUCAUUCCAUCUGCUGGAUGCUGCCACUGUAAGGAAGGCGAGGGCAUACACCGCAGCAGUCCGGCCUUCCUGCCACAGUUGAAGUAAGAGCUCGCCUCCAUCUCUGCCCUCGGGUGCAUGGUCGAAGACCCGCCUAAACAGAGCCAUGAACCCCUCAUACGAAUCCAGCUCUUCCUCUCCUCUCUCCCAGACAGCCGUAACCCACUCCAAUGCCAGUCCAGUCAGCAGGGAAAUAACCGUGGCAAUUUUGGACAUCUCGGUGGUGGGGCUCCCAUCUGAUGAGUGAAAUAGAGGGAGCACUGGAGUAGGAAGCCAGGGGAGGGACAAAUGGACCUCACUGACCUGGACAGACUGCUGGAUGGGCUGGAAUACUGUCUCGCUGGGUCGACUGGUGGUUGAUAAUCCCCCGCCCGAGGGAGGUGAUGCCCCUUAGGUAACGUUGAGACGAUGCAGAACGAGAGGACCUCUUCCAUAGCCGUUCCCAGUUGAGCCAGCUGGUCAUGGUGUUGGCGAAGUAGGUUUCCCUGUUUGCUGACCAUAUGGGAGAAGCCUUGAUCAACUGCUGCUUCCAUAAUAUUGAGGCGUUAUUCUGUAACGUAGACACUGAGAGUCAGGAAGCAGGUGGAGAGUUUAAUAAAACAAUAAACAAUACAAAAACAGGAGAAGCUUCGGGACAUGGAAACAGAGUCAAUAACACCUGAUGGGAAAUAACAAGAGAAUGCUAAAUAUAUUGGGAGUAAUCCAGAAGGUGAGAGUUCAGGUGUGCCUGAUGAUGAGGCGCAGGUGUGCGUAACGAUGGGUAGCCAGGGCCGGUGGUUAGUAAACCGGCGAUGUCGAACGCUGGAGGGGAGGAGCAGGAGUAGAUAAGACAGUAACGUUUUUAAAAAAAUGGAAAGAGUGAAGGGGUCUGAAUACUAGCCUCGUUAUUGUUAUCUAUUAUUUACAUUUUUUAUUAGUAAUUUUAUUUUUCUUAUUUUUUAACUCUGCAUUGUUGGGAAAGAGCUAGGAAGUAAGCAUUUCACGUUAAAGUCUACACCAGUUGUAUCCGGCACAUAAUUUGAUUUGAGUUGGUGUUAUUUGCGACCCGCUCAGUUUUCCACCACAAUACACCAGAAAUGGCCAUAAAUAGUAGAACCAGCUUACCUGCUUUUACACUAUUUGACUAUUAGAUGGGUAAAUCUAUUUUAAUUCAAUCAUUUUCUGACAACAUCGCUUUUGUUUUAAACAAAACUUUACAGGCAUGUUUGCCCAUGGAAGAAGUGGUCAGAAAUACCUUUUUUGACCCGAAUGAUAAAGGUGUUCAAAGUUCACCAAUUAUUACCUCCCCUAUAUUUGUCAGUUCCCCAGCUCUGUUCCCCGCUGCUGCAGUGAUUGUCGAAUGUCGUUGUGUUGCCGGUGUGCCUGUCUUGUUUCAUGUCUGUUCUUUAUUACUGUGUUAACUCCCCGUACCUGCUUUUCAUCUCCAGCGUCGGUCCUUACACCCCACCACACAAUGAGACAUCCAUGUCUUCAUCACUGGAAAAGAUAAACAGUUGAGUUUAUAAUUUAAAAGCUUACAAACAGUGUUGGCCAACCAUGUUAUUAUUUAUUCUACAAUGGGCUAAUAUGUAUGCAAGGUUUUGUUCAAAUCAAAAGGGCUGCUGUCAAAAGUGAUUGAAUUUAAAAGGAUUUUGAAACAAAUAUUGAAAAAGGAAUAGUUUUACCAUAUUAAAACGAGAAUUCAGUUCACGUAACAGGGUUGCCUUUAGAAUGUGGGACAGAUGUUUAUAUGAAUCACAAAUCACAUGAAAUAAAUAAUAAUCUUCAGAAAUGACUUCGUCAAAGCAUCAACAUAACUAGGGCUUUAGUGAUGGUGAGAACUUGGAGAAAUGUUGGAUUAAAAUCUUCCUGGAAGUCACAGAGGGUGCACGGAUGCAACAUUUUGGCACUUUAGCAAGUCUUUAUUCAUAUUAAAAAUCGGAUUUAUUGAAUUC